UGAGAGGAGCGCAUGUGGGACGACUGAGCCAGAAACAAACAAACAACCAAUGCCGCUUGCAAAUACGUUUUGGUUGCGAGCCCUAGCCUCUGGCCCUCCCGCUCCCCCAACCCUCCCCACUCGGCCCCCAACCCCACUCCCCUCCCCCCCCAACAGCGACAAGGCCACCCCCGCUGACAUCACGAAGGCGCUGCUGCAUGCAGCAUACCUGCGGAAGGCCGUUGUAGAGCUACAUCACCAGCACCAACACGACCACCACCAGCAGCAGGGACAGCAGCAUCAAGAGCAGCAGCACCGACAAGCUGCGGGCUGCUGUGCCCCUGCUCAAGCUGACCCGGACGCGCGUCUCGCAGCAGCCAGCAGCGUACCUUCAUCAUCAGCCGACCUCUCCCUCAGUAGAGGAACGGGUAGCGGCAGCAGCGGCCGUAGCGCAUGUAGCAACAGCAACAGCAGCAGUAAAAGCAAAAGCAGCAGAGGCAAGAGCUCUAGCAGUAGAGACAAAAGGUUGGGGACAGGAGGAGGCGAGGCGACGACGACGGAGGGGACGGGGACGGGGGCGGCAAUGCAACCACUGCAGUUGCCGAUUCCGUUACCCAACGAAGUUCGUUGGGAGCGGUUGGACGAGCAAACGUGGAGCGAGCUGAUCGCAAGGAGUCGGCAUGAGGCGGCGACGCAGCUACCGCUGCUGCUGGAGCAGGCUCACAAGGCUGGUUGGAAGCUCAAGCCCUUCAUGCUGAGUACCUCCGAGCGGGUUCAGUUCGUACGGCUGUGAAUGAGGAUUGUACGGCUGUGAAUGAGGACUGUACGGCUGUGAAUGAGGAUUGUACGGCUGUGAAUGAGGACUGUACGGCUGUGAAUGAGGACUGUACGGCUGCGAAUGAGGAUUGUACGGCUGUGAAUGCUUAAUGGACACCUGCGGUACCCAGGAGUGUGGUUCCAUCUGCCGGAAUCCAAGAAGAUAGGUGUUGGGUCUCUGACGGGGCUGCUGUGGAGGAUCAGGGUCGGGCUGGGGUUCAACCGAGGACAGUGACGCUACUGACCGUGACAGUGACAGUGACCAUGAUAGUAACCUUGACCGUCGGAAGAUUGGAAGGUUAAUGACAAGGAUGAAGCGGAAGAAGAUGACAGUAGAAGAAGGUAUAGAUCGCGCCCAAGUUCUUCCAGGCAUCGUAGGCUUGGCUGGGAGAAACCUGCAUGCUGUUCAGUAGGGGAUUGUGAAAAACGGUUGGAUGCUGUUAAGUAGGGAUGGGGGGGUGUCGGUAGGAGGCGCUGUGGCAAGUGUGCACUUGCACGGCGUCUUUUAGGGUAGUCACUAGGACGUUAAGAAGGUUUCUUCACGCGUACCGCAUUCGGGAGGCAGUGCAGGCGUCAGGCCUUGGGCGUGAAUGAAGUACACAUUCGGAUUGUAAGCGGAUUGCGUUAUGCGGGUGUUGCGAUGACGACGUACGUAGCCGCAGGGAGGACUGAUGAUGGGCGUGCUUUUGGAGCUGAGACUCGGUUUCGAUUGGUGGGACAGUGGAACGACGGGAUGAAGCGCGCGAGUCGUGCGGCAUUAUGAGUACGUCUAGUUGGGGGGUACCCCUGCUGUGGGGGUAAAGAGGAAACUGUUAAGCUGUACGACA
This is a messenger RNA of Astrephomene gubernaculifera, 1622 nucleotides long. NCBI's taxonomy places the organism in Eukaryota, Viridiplantae, Chlorophyta, Chlorophyceae, Chlamydomonadales, Astrephomenaceae. The record is from the annotation of a GenBank genome assembly.